UCCCCCUCCCGCCCGCCUCCCUCUUCCCAGCUCCUGCUCGGCCUCCAGCUCCGGCCUCGGCUCCCCCUCCCAGAGCCCCCCUCCCCGGAGCGGAGCCCACCCGAGGGCCCCCGCUCCCGCCCCCCAGCCCAGCCACCCGACCAGAACAACAGUCCCGGGGGGCAGCCCCCCUCCAGCCCGCCUCCCUCCUGCCCAGCCCUGCCAGACCCCCCCAAAGCAUGAAUCUCUUCCGAUUCCUGGGAGACCUCUCCCACCUCCUAGCCAUCAUCUUGCUACUGCUCAAAAUCUGGAAGUCCCGCUCGUGUGCCGGCAUUUCAGGGAAGAGCCAGGUCCUGUUUGCGGUGGUGUUCACGGCCCGCUACCUGGACCUCUUCACCAACUACAUCUCCCUGUACAACACGUGCAUGAAGGUGGUCUACAUUGCCUGUUCCUUCACCACAGUCUGGAUGAUUUACAGCAAGUUCAAAGCCACUUACGACGGGAACCACGACACCUUCAGGGUGGAGUUCCUCGUCGUCCCCACAGCCAUCCUGGCGUUCCUGGUCAACCAUGACUUCACCCCUCUGGAGGGCGCAGACCUCCUCAUCCCCAUUUCUUGGAGCGCUAGGAAUUGCCAGGGGCUCGUGAUCACUGCCUCCAAACCCUCGGUUCGAAUCCGGGCCGUGCCGCUUGCUGGCCAGGUGGUGUCGGGCAGGUCUCUGGGCCUCAGUGUCUUCAACUGGAGAAUGGGGAUGCCAGUGAGAGCAGCCCAUGAGUCGGUCGUGGGGAUUAGAAGGGAGACGGCCUGUGGCACGGCCUGUGGCACGGUCCUGAAGGGGAAGAAGCUGAGUUUGCCGGCGUAA
Molecule: messenger RNA, 842 nt
Organism: Hyaena hyaena (striped hyena)
Lineage: Eukaryota; Metazoa; Chordata; Mammalia; Carnivora; Hyaenidae
Gene: KDELR1
Product: KDEL endoplasmic reticulum protein retention receptor 1
Exons: 6
Coding region: 219-842 (207 amino acids)
Biological process (GO): endoplasmic reticulum to Golgi vesicle-mediated transport; protein retention in ER lumen
Cellular component (GO): endoplasmic reticulum; cis-Golgi network; membrane
Molecular function (GO): ER lumen protein retrieval receptor activity
Source: RefSeq, a predicted model, not a curated record